AUGCCCGCGUCGCCCAGUCAUAUGUACAAAGUCGACUACAAACAGGAUAAAGGGAAGUGCGUAGUCGCAGUCAGUCAAAUGAGAGCAGGAUACUGCAUCGUGGAGGCACACCCAGAGAUAUUCGUCCCGCUUAGUGUAAAGUACAUGGCCCCCAGAAUCAUAGAUGCAGAAAAUAAAAAAACAGAUUACAAAACAGUGAACAUAUGUUUUUACUGUUUUGAAAAAUUUAACAAAAGUGUUUAUUGUCCUAACUGCAAAUAUGUAGUGUAUUGUAGUGAUGUGUGUUUAGAACUAGCGUGGAAAUUACACCGAGAUGAAUGUGAAGUAUUUAAGUCGAAUAUAUUUGACAAAUUUUGUCCAUCCAUUAUCAUGCGAAUGGUAAUUAACAGCUACCUAAGCCACUUUAACUUUUAUGAAUACUGUGGAAGCAUAGCAGAAUUGCCAAAGGAAAAAUAUGAAUAUUUUAAAUACCCAGCUUAUAUAGUAGCAGUAGCUUUAAUGAGCAAAAAAAAAAAAUUAUUUGCUAAUUUUGAAGAUAAUGAAAGUAUACUUAAAAAUAUAAUAGAAAAAUUUGUAAAGAUUUCUAAAAACAGUUUACAAAUAAUUGAUAAUGAAUUAGAACCAGUAGGAUUAGCAUUUUAUAAAAAACCCGUUCCCUAUUUUAAUCACUCAUGUUUGAGUAAUUGUGUCACUAUAUUUAAAAACCAGAAAUUAUUCAUACGUACCCUGAUGGAUGUGUAUCCCGGAGAAGAGCUAACCAUUAGUUACAUCGACAUAGCAUUCGAUAAAAAUACGAGGUCAGCAAUUUGCAUGGAUCAAUAUUUCUUUACAUGCUCUUGUAAGUUAUGUAAAGUGAAUAUCGUGUCGGAAUGCCAAAAUAUUUUUAAUACAGAAUUUGUCUGUACUCAGUCGGACAGUUGCAAAAAAUGUGUUAAUCAUAUGGAGCUUAUUUUAAUAUCAGAAUUGGAAAGAAAAAGUUGUUAUAUGAAUAAAAGUCAAUUUAAAAAUUCUUAUCCUGUUUUAAGAAAAACGAACGAACAUCCAUAUGUGUGGAAAUGUGCCAUUUGUAAAAACGAAGUGCAUGAUAAUGUUAUAAAAAGUUUAAUGGAAAAGGAAAAGGAAACUAUUAAGGAAACAGCUCAUUUGGAGUCUCUAUUCAGUGAAAAGUAUACCUAUGACAAUAAAUCUGUUUUACAAUCACUUAAUAAAAUAAAGUCCAAAAUUGAUUACCUAACCACUUUUUAUCACCAUACGAGAUAUUCUUUGCAAAAGAUGAGAGCCAAGAUUCUGUACAUUUCAAUACAGCUACAAGAAUUUAAAUUAGCAUAUAAUAUUGCUAACCAGUACCUCAAAUCUAUAGAGGUGUCCUACGGAAAGUACUCCCCUAUUUAUGGCUACUAUAUUUUUCUAACUGGCAAACUUGCCCUUUUCCUUGAUCUCAAAUCGGAGGGUCUUAAUUUAAUUCACAAAGCCAAAAAAAAUAUAUUAAAAACUUAUGGGCCGGACUCUCCCAUUUAUAAAGAUCUGGAAAAAUUCCUCUACACAAAUAAGUACUGA
Molecule: messenger RNA, 1557 nt
Organism: Plasmodium fragile
Lineage: Eukaryota; Apicomplexa; Aconoidasida; Haemosporida; Plasmodiidae
Exons: 1
Coding region: 1-1557 (518 amino acids)
Cellular component (GO): nucleus
Molecular function (GO): protein binding
Source: RefSeq, a predicted model, not a curated record